Manis javanica (Malayan pangolin) is the source of this 3317-nucleotide messenger RNA. The record is from RefSeq and is a predicted model, not a curated record. Lineage: Eukaryota; Metazoa; Chordata; Mammalia; Pholidota; Manidae.
GGCGGUGCUAGAGGCCAGACCGGAAGUAGAAGGGUCCUCGAAGGCUCUUGGGCCGUUGAUAUCUGGAGCAUCUCCACAUUUUAUUCCCGAGAGGUAUCAGAGUGAUUUUGGUUGGCCAUGAUUAAGGAUUCUGUGGGCCGGUGAUGGGGGUGUUGUGUAUAAAGUUAGUGAUGGCGGUUUCUGCAUUCAGUGAUGGCGGGUCUGUGGCGUUCCUUGCCGGCUGUUUCGGAGGUCAGUAGUGAAGUCUCGGGUUAGUGAUCGGGAUCUUUAAGGUUUCUAGGUGUCUCUGGGAGCUGUAGGGCAGGAUCUUUCUCCAGACUGCCUUUUUCCCCCUCAACUCAACUGUGGUUGAGUUCACAGAUGUCCACCAAGCUUUAUACCCUGAAGAGAAUAAAGUGUGAGACCUACCAUGACGAUGCCUGCUACCUGGACCCUUCCCCAGAAAUCUCUGGCCCCGGCUCCAGAGGAGCACAGCAGCUCGUUUGAGGAAUGUGCCGUUACAGGGAUCUGUGUCCUUCAGGGAUGUGGCUGUCGAUUUCAGCAAAGAGGAGUGGCAGCAGUUAGACUUUGCUCAGAGAAACCUGUACCGGGAUGUGAUGCUGGAGACUUACAGCCACCUGCUCUCAGUAGGGUAUCAAGUUCCUGAGCCAGAGGUUUUCAUGUUGGAGCAGGGAAAGGAGCCAUGGGCAUUGCAUGGUGAGAGCCCACAUCAGAGCUGUCCAGAAGAAUUGUGGCAGACUGAUGACCAAAUAGACAGCUAUCAGCAGAGAGAAAACAAAUCUUUAAGAGAUGUUGCUUUCAUUAAGAAAAUACUGACUACAAAGAGGGAUUAUGAAUACAAAGACAUUAGAAAAAUAAUUCAUGUGAGCCAAAACAUUCCUUCCCCAAAAAGACCCCAUCAAUGUGACUCUUUUGGAAAUGCGUUGAAGCAUAAUUUAGACUUACAUAGUCAUAAUAAAAACAAUGCAUCAAAGAACAUUAAUAAUAUUACUGAAUAUGAUAAAAUUUCUUCCUAUAUUGAACAAGAGUAUACUCCAGAGAAAUUAUGGGACCAUAAUCAUGUAAAAAUCCUGAGCUAUAAACAAAUACCUUCUCAACAUCAGAAAAUUCAUACUGGGGAGAAAUCUUAUGAAUGUGCUGAGUUUGUAAAGAUCUUCACCCAGCAGUCACAACUCAAGGUCCAUCUUGGAGUUCAUACAGGAGAAGAACUGUAUGUGUGUGUUGACUGUGGGAAGGCAUUUGUAAAGAAGCCAGAAUUCAUUACACAUCAGAGAACCCAUACUAGAGAGAAGCCCUACAACUGCAGUGAAUGUGGAAAAGCCUUUUUCCGAGUAUCUUCUCUCUUAAGGCAUCAGAGAAUUCAUACUGGAGAAAAACCCUAUGAAUGCAAUGAAUGUGGGAAAGGCUUCUCUUAUAACUCAGAUCUUAGUAUACAUCAGAAAAUUCAUACUGGAGAGAGACACCAUGAAUGCAGUGAUUGUGGCAAAGCAUUCACCCAAAAGUCCACCCUGAAGAUGCAUCAGAAAAUUCAUACAGGUGAGAGAUCCUAUAUAUGUAUUGAAUGUGGACAGGCAUUCAUUCAGAAGACACACUUGAUUACACACCGAAGAAUUCAUACUAGAGAAAAACCAUAUGAAUGCAGUAACUGUGGGAAGUCCUUCAUUUACAAGUCACAACUCCAGGUACAUCAAAGGAUUCACACAAGAAUGAAACCUUUUAUAUAUACUGAAUAUGGGAAGGCCUUCAACAAUAAUUCCAAUCUCACUACCCAUAAGAAAGUUCAGAUUAGAGAUAAAUCUUCCAUAUGCACUGAAUGUGGUAAGGCCUUUACAUACAGGUCAGAGUUGAUUAUACAUCAGAGAACUCACACUGGAGAAAAACCUUAUGAAUGCAGUGAUUGUGGAAAAGCCUUCUCUCAGAAGUCGGCACUCACAGUGCAUCAGAGAAUUCAUACAGGAGAAAAAUCAUAUAUAUGCGUGAAAUGUGGGCUAGCCUUCAUCCAGAAGGCACACUUGAUUGCACAUCAAAUAAUUCAUACAAGAGAGAAACCUUACAAAUGUGGUCACUGUGGGAAAUCCUUUACUUCCAAGUCACAACUCCAUGUGCAUAAGCGAAUUCACACAGGAGAGAAACCCUAUAUGUGUGCUAAAUGUGGGAAGGCAUUCACCAACAGGUCAAAUCUCAUUACACAUCAGAAAACUCAUACAGGAGAGAAAUCUUAUGUGUGUCCUAAAUGUGGGAAGGCCUUCACACAAAGGUCAGACUUGAUUACACAUCAGAGAAUUCAUACUGGAGAGAAGCCUUAUGAAUGCAGUACCUGUGGAAAAGCCUUCACCCAGAAGUCACACCUCAAUACACACCAGAAAAUUCACACUGGAGAGAGACAGUAUGAAUGCCAUGAAUGUGGAAAAGCUUUCAACCAGAAAUCAAUACUAAUUGUGCAUCAGAAAAUUCAUACAGGAGAAAAACCCUAUGUAUGCACUGAGUGUGGAAGAGCCUUCAUUCGGAAGUCAACCUUCAUUACUCAUCAGAGAAUUCAUACUGGAGAGAAACCUUAUGAAUGCUGUGACUGUGGGAAAUCCUUCACUUCUAAAUCUCAGCUCAUGGUGCAUCAACCAGUCCACACAGGAGAAAAGCCGUAUGUGUGUGCUGUAUGUGGGAAAGCAUUUAGUGGCACGUCAAAUCUCAGUAAACACAAGAAAACUCAUACUGGAGAAAAGCCCUAUAUCUGUUCUGAAUGUGGGAAGACCUUCAGACAGAAGUCAAAGUUGACUAUACAUCAUAGAAUUCAUACUGGAGAGAAACCUUAUGAAUGCAGUCACUGUGGAAAAUCUUUCACUAAGAAAUCACAGCUGCAAGUACAUCAGCGAAUUCAUACAGGAGAGAAGCCUUAUGUGUGUGCUGAGUGUGGGAAGGCCUUUACUGACAGAUCAAAUCUGAAUAAACACCAGACAACGCACACUGGAGACAAACCCUAUAAGUGUGUAGUCUGUGGGAAAGGCUUUGUGCAGAAAUCAGUGCUCAAUGUUCAUCAGAGUAUACACACUUGAGAGAAAUAGUAUAAGAAAAUUUUAGUGAGAUCUAGUCUGAUUGUACAUUAGUGAAUUCACGUGGCAGAAAAAUAUUCAUGAGUAGAAAUGCUCCAUCAAAAUGUCACUCAUUACAGAAGAGGACCUCUGAGAGGGCCCUGAACAAGGGGGGCCCUUCCCAUAUUGUCACCAGUCUCAUUAAGCCUUGGGUCAUCCUUACUGAGAAGGAACUUUGCCAAUUUGAUACAUUAGAAUGCCUCAUGAAAAAUAAAAUGGAAAGUGUAACAC